Messenger RNA from Mollisia scopiformis, 1204 nucleotides. Its product is annotated as peptidase C14. Gene Ontology annotation, biological process: proteolysis. Gene Ontology annotation, molecular function: cysteine-type endopeptidase activity. The coding region runs from base 161 to 1114 and encodes 317 amino acids. The transcript has 8 exons. The record is from RefSeq and is a predicted model, not a curated record. Lineage: Eukaryota; Fungi; Ascomycota; Leotiomycetes; Helotiales; Mollisiaceae.
CUUCAUUUUCGCGCUCAAAUAUCUCAAAUCAGACAUCUUGAAGGGUCAUUUGGGGUGCCAAGAUACACGUGAUUCCUUUCUCGAUUCACCUCAUACCUAGGUACUCAAACUUCAAGCUCAGUCCUUCAACUUUCGCCUUUUCUGAUUUCUAUCAGCAACCAUGCGCAGGAAAGCACUCUUGAUCGGUAUCAACUACUACGGCACUAAGCAUCAACUUAACGGCUGUAUCAACGAUGCGCUCAACGUCCAGAGAUAUCUUGUUGAAGAUCGAGGUUUUAAUCCUGCGCCACAUGACAUGGUUGUCAUGACAGACGAUCCCAAGAAUCGUGGCACACCGUUUGAACCUACUGGCAAAAACAUGAUGGAGGCUUUCAAGUGGUUGGUAACAGGGAACAAUCCUGGAGACUCGGUCUGGUUGUCCUACUCUGGCCAUGGAGCGCAAGUCAAGGAUCCCGAUGGAGAUCGCGAGUCAGGCUUCGACGAUACUAUAUGUCCUCUUGAUUUCCAGACCAACGGCCAGAUAGACAGUGAUACUCUUCACAGAGUUCUAGUAUCGCCUAUGAUCCCACAAGCUCGGCUAACCGUCCUCUUUGAUUGCUGCCACAGUGGCUCCGCAAUCGAACUUCCCUACGUCUAUCGGCCCAACUCCCAAGGUGAAGUCAACCUCGUCGACAAUGUAAAGAAGGGCAUCAAUCUCGCCAGUCAAGCAUACCAGCUCAUGCAAGGAGGCUUCAAUGCUCGGAAGAUUCAAGAUGCGAAGAUGCUGAUAGGAGGUGCUAAGAGUUUGCUUGCUAGCUUUCAACAUCGGGAGCAGGAGCAUAACGAGGAUGGUCUUGGCGAAGAGAAGUUCAUGGAAGAUUGGAAGCAUGAGGGGAAGGAUGUAUGGAUGUUCAGUGGCUGUGCUGAUAAUCAGACAUCUGCCGAUACUAGUAUUGCUGGAGCUGCGACCGGCGCGAUGUCUCAUGCCUUCAUUUCGACGAUGCGACAGAGUCCCAACCAGAGCUACGUUCAAGUUCUGCAAAGCACGAGAGCAGGGCUGGCUGGCAAAUAUCAACAGAUCCCUCAACUAUCUUGUGGCGGAGAAUAUAACCUGAAUCAGCCAGUAUCCUUCUGAUCGGCGCGACAGGUAUAUACUAUCUGGGUCUCAAAUUGCUUGCUCUUGCGACUAAGUUCUUGGACAUAAUGCAACAAUGAAAUGCGUGAU